Messenger RNA from Anopheles stephensi (Asian malaria mosquito), 2216 nucleotides. RefSeq lists its product as uncharacterized. Bases 1145 to 2131 code for a protein of 328 amino acids. Gene Ontology annotation, biological process: synapse organization. The record is from RefSeq and is a predicted model, not a curated record. Gene Ontology annotation, cellular component: neuron projection membrane. Lineage: Eukaryota; Metazoa; Arthropoda; Insecta; Diptera; Culicidae. The transcript has 6 exons.
GCCACCCAGAACCGUCCAGUAUCGAGAUUGUGCUCGACAGUGUCAGGUCACUCACUGUCAGACAGGGGAUAUUCGUCUGCAGACCGUAAGGAUUUAAGCGCAACAACAAGUGGAGAACAAGCUUUUUGGGGCGGAUUCGCUGUUUUGUGUGCGUUGUUUGGUUGUUUAAACGGGGUUGUAAAUGAAGAGCCGUUGGGUUACACCUCGUGUCCCUAAGGAAUACGGUCGGCGACUUGUUUGUCCUUAAUUAAGCUUCCUGACACGAGUGUACUGGAGCGUGAGUGAGUGUAAAUUUGUUUUACAUUUAACGUCCCAACUUGGUGGUGUGUGCUGUUACCUGUGAGUUCUUGUUAUCAUCCUUCAAGUGGCUCGUACGCAACUCCCUCCCUAGUUCGCCCUCUUACGUAACUGCGAUCUGCCCUCCUCGGUCUCGCAAUAGAGUCCAAGUGCAAGGACGCUUCGGGGAGCAAAAAGUUUAUCAAACCGUGAUAGCUGUGAGUGACAACGGAAACCCGUGACUACCGUGGUUUUGUGCUGUUCGAUAAGCCUAGAAUGUUCCUCGCUAACGUCCCAACGUUCGUCCGUACCGGUGCACCGUGAAACUAAUUAUACGUCCAUUAAUUAAUUACACCUCACUUAGCCUGCAAACAAAAACGGUGACCGUGUUCUGCUGGCCGAGUGCAACAGCCAUCCCCCUCAGCUGGUGUGCAGUGCGUCGAUGCUCCAUCCUAUCACUCUAACGGGUGCAAUUUGCAAGUGUCGUGCCGUAUCGUAAGCCCACGCGUAAGAGGCCGCGUGACCCACGGUCAGUUUUGGGGAAUCGCGAGACCGUUUUCGCUAGUAGAAAGUGAAGAAAACGCAAUUUUCACACGCGCUUAAUACCCGUUUAACAACGUUGUGUGCGAUGCGUGUGCGCCUGAGGUUUUCGGUGGAAAACCAACGUGAAAAUUAUGUGACCAUGUGAAAUAAUUGCUCACGGACCAGUGCCACGGGAUCAACAGUAAUCACCAAGCGGAUCGUCCGUUGACGCAACCAGCAUCUGCUGCUCGCGAUUCGACCGGCUAGCCCUAGCCAGGGCCAAACACACAUCAUCCCGCUCUCUUUUAUUAUAUUUAACACCUGCCGCGCGCCAAAUGAGCACGUGAUGCUGAUUAUACUGCUUUGCCUUUUGGGCACCACCAGUGCCUGGUACGAAACCAGCGCUUGGAGUACCUCCACCCGGCGCUAUUACACCACCCAGGACCAUCCAACCCAGCGACAAUGGACCGAACCGCACUUCGACCUCGGCAUGUCCCGCAACGUGACGGUGCGGGAGGGUGAAACGGCAUUCCUUACCUGUCGGGUGGAGAAUUUGGCCAAGUACAGCAUCUCCUGGGUGCGGCACCACGAUCUCCACAUACUGGCCAUCAACGCGGACACGUUCACGUCGGACGACCGGUUUCAGGCGCUGUACAACGCCCAGACCGAGGAAUGGACGCUGAAGAUAAGGCGGACGCGCAGGAAGGACACCGGUAUCUAUGAGUGCCAGAUAUCGACCAUGCCGGUGAAGAGUUUGCAGCUGUAUCUGAUUGUUCUCGACGAAUCGCAGCUAGUCAGACGACAGGACGACAUACUUUACGACAUUCCGCCAUCCUCCGGCGAGCAUUUGGAGGGUCAAAAGGCGACAGACGCCUACAAUCGGAUGUACGCAGACCGAGUUAAUGAUUAUCUCUUUCUAGUGACGACUACACAAAUCCUCGAAGGUACGAUCGUGUACGGCUACAAAGGCCAAAACGUCAAUCUCACCUGCAUCGUCAAUCACAACUACGACCGGCGCCCGAGUCACAUCGUAUGGUACCACCAAAAGGACAUCGUUGCCUACGAGUCACUGCGGAAGCGUGGACGAUCCUCCCUGAACAGCAUCACCUCGCAUCAUCUGAUACGGAACGCCGAGUUCGAUGACGCUGGAAAUUACACCUGCGCUCCCGAGCUGUACCCAAGCGCCAGCACGAUUGUACACAUCCUAGACGAUGAAGAAGCGCAAGAGUCUAACAGCUCCAACCGAAGACGGAUAGAUGUGCUGACGAGGUUACUUUGCGGGUUAAUUGUAGCACUGAGUGUACUGUACAGCCAUCGCGAUAGGAUGAGUUAGUAUACUGCAAAUGUUGGGUACGAAAACAAUAAUGUACAUAAUGUAAAUAAAAGACGAAAUAUCAUCACGAUCCUGGGUGUGAAAU